Trichoderma reesei QM6a is the source of this 2454-nucleotide messenger RNA. Its product is annotated as oligomeric Golgi complex component. The transcript has 2 exons. Gene Ontology annotation, biological process: intra-Golgi vesicle-mediated transport. The coding region runs from base 1 to 2424 and encodes 807 amino acids. The record is from RefSeq and is a predicted model, not a curated record. Lineage: Eukaryota; Fungi; Ascomycota; Sordariomycetes; Hypocreales; Hypocreaceae. Gene Ontology annotation, cellular component: COG complex; Golgi apparatus.
AUGGCUACCCCCGACGUCAGCAAGUUCACCACCUCGGACCAGAUCUUCUCCGCGAACCACACCCUCCCCCAGAUCCGCUCCAUCCACAAGGCCCUCCAUGUCGAGAUCGAGGACAAGGCGAGCCGCCUGCGGACGCGCGUAGGCGGCUCAUACCGUGACCUGCUCGGCACGGCCGACACCAUUGUGCAGAUGCACGAAGACAUCGGUUCGGUGCAGGAGCUUCUGCGCAGCAUGGGCUGGCAGUGCGGCAGAGCGGUGGUGUCGACGAAAGUGGCUGCGCUGGCAAACUUCGUGGAAAAGGAGCAGAAGGCAGAGGUUGCCGAGGCAGCGAGACAGAGGCUGCUGGACGGUUGUCUGCUGCUUGUUGGGAGGCUGUUGAGAGGUCGGGGAGAGCUGGACGAGAGCUUCAGUACGGGCGACAGAUUGGUGGUGGCGGCCAAGGUGUUGGUCUUGAGCCGCCUGCUAGUCAAUAGCUUGGGCAAGGAGGCGCUCAACGACGACGCGCGGCAGGCUGUUGAUGCUGCCAGGAAGAAGCUCGAUAGCUUGCGCCGCCGGCUCAAGAGGACGCUGGAGAAGACUCUGGAGAAGAUCGGUACCGAUUCGAACAGGGAUGACGUUUUGAAGGCUCUCGCUGCGCAUAGCCUUGCAAACAGCUCUGGAGCCAAGGACACGCUGCGGCACUUUCUGGAAGUGAGGUCCAAAGCCGUCGCGGUUGCCCUGAACCCCGAGGAAGACGAACGGGUGGGAAGCGCGGACGAUGUCAUCCGAGCCCUUGAGCUCUAUGCCCGGACUCUACUGGACGUACAGGCCUUGGUGCCGAACAAGCUCUCGCAGGCACUCCAUGCCCUGACUAAGAAGCCGCUCUUGGAGGAUGCCUCGCUAAAGAAGCUAGAGGGGCUGCGGCUUGACAUAUUGGAGAGGUGGUGUGGCGAAGAUAUUCAAUACUUUACGCCCUUCAUUCGCCAUGAUGACCUGAGUGGGACACAGGCAAGGGAAAUGUUUGAUAGCUGGUCUGAAAAGGGCCAAGAAGUGCUGCUGCGGGGGCUGAAGAAGAUAUUGGAGCCAAUGCACGAUUUCAAGUCGAUAACGGAGCUGCGGACAAGCCUUCUUCAGCUAUGGAUACGCCAGGGCAGCAAGGUCCGGGGGAUCGAUCCGGAGGAGAUGCAGACUCAUCUGAGGAACGCCAUCAAUGCGCAAAUGCUUGCCGUUCUCGAUUCCAAGGUCACCAAGCUUCACAUUGUGGGCUCCGAAGUCAAGGCGACGCUGGAAAGCUGGAAGGACGGCGUGACUGGGAAGCUGCCGGGCUUGUGGGACGAAGAAGGCUACGAAGAUGCCCUGUCGAGCGGAGCUCGCCCGUUCCUGCAAGAAGUCGCCUCACGCUUCUACGGCCGCAGCGAUGCCGUGUCAAAGGCCCUCAAUUGCUACUAUUCCUGGUUCCACAUCAUUGACGACGUCAAGGAGGUGGUUCGGCAGUUGGAGAAGCAGCGGUGGGACAACGACUUUGACGAAAUCGAAGACGAAGAAACACUCGAGGCGAGACAACGGCAGCUGAGCAAAGACGAUCCAAAGAUGCUGCAGCAGAAAUUGGAUACUAGUCUCGAUGCCUCCUUUGAAGCCCUUGAAAAGGAGCUGCAGCAGUUAUGGGACGGCAAAUCUGAGACUGGCAGCAGCAGUGCCGUCGCCAUGUAUCUGAUGCGUGUCCUGAGAGAUAUUCGGCGCCAACUGCCGCAGCGCGAAUCCAUCAAGAAUUUCGGGCUGAGCAUGGUCCCAGCGCUUCACCAGGCGAUCGUUGUAUCGGUAUCGGAGCCGCCAGUCGAUGAAUUCGUGUCCAAUGGAUUGUCUAGGAGGAUAGCCGUUGGUAGGCCCCUGUGGGAUGGGGACCCAGCAUUGCCGAAUCAGCCAUCGCCAGAGACGUUCCAAUUUCUACACAGCUUGCUGCUCUCGUUAUCGGAUGCGGGAGUUGAUUUGUGGACUGCAGCUGCGAUGGCCGCUUUGAAGAAGCAUGUCAGCCGGCGAUUGUGUGAGGCAUGGAACCAAGAACUCCAGACCAUCAAGUUUGAUGAAGCGGUAAACGAAGUGAAGGAACAUGCCAAGAUCAGGGGUGACGGAGAAGGAAACGCGGAGAUGGGAGACAAGGAGAAAGACAAGGAGAGCGAGGAAGACAAGGACGCUGGGAAAGAAGAGGAUGGCACAACGCCAGGCAACGAGCAGCUGCGGGAUCUCUGCAUCCAGUGGCUGUUCGACAUUUCCCUGCUUCGCCUCUCCGUCGGAACUGAGGCGGGAGAGGAGGCAGGAGAAUUCCAACAGCUGGAAGAUGCGGUGUAUGGACGCAGCGGCCUGGACGAAUCCUCACGGCAACACGUCGGCAAGGCGGCAAAGAACUUCUGGAGCCGGACGAGUCUGCUGUUUGGAUUGCUGGCAUGACGACGCUGCCAUUAGUCACUUUCAAUGGCG